UGCAGGAUGGACCUUGGGUAGUAGUGAAUGUUCCAUUUUUUUCUCGGAUAAUAAGCCUUUAUUAUAAACAACAGCAUUAUAUUAAGUGCAGGUUCAAGUAAAGUAUUAAUGUCGUUUUAAGGAACUAAUUAGCGGUGAAGCAAGAUUAACCAGAAGUGAACCCCACGUCCUCCCUCAGGGAAAGUGGAUGCUAGCUGUCCCGCUUUAUGGUAGCAGUCUCUGAAGAAAACUGCUGAAACUGGUCACGAAGAUGGGAAGUGAGCUCCCUAACCCCGAGAAGAUUUCCACUGGUGCCGAUGGAGAAGAUCCCAGUGACAGUGGAGACACUCUGCACUGCCUCCUCUGUGCUAACAUUUUUCAUGCCGUGAUUACGCUAGAGUGUGGCCACAACUUCUGCUUGGAGUGUGUGUGGAGGUUCUGGGACACCGAUGAGGAUCCCCAUUGUCCACUGUGUAUGAGGUUCUCCGUUAAUCCAGUGCUGCGUGAAGCCGUACUUGAAACCCGGGGUUCGAAUCUACUUGUGAACUCUAUGGCUUCGGUUUCGGGACACUCGGACACCUGUUUCGGGGCAAGUCUGGACGAGAGGGACAACCCUCUCACCGGGACUACCGACAUAACAGGGGCAGAAGAACCACUGCUCGGUAACAACAGGCAGGAGGGUGGACAUGCUGAAGUUGUUGUGGAUGCCCCCUCUUCUCAAAUGACAUUGCAUCUGAUGUGCAGAAUUGCUUCAGCUCUGUAUGCUGUGUUCCUCUGGAUUAUAAGAUUUUAUUAUAGUGUUCAAAACACAGUCCUCAGUAUUCUGGAUCCUUACACCCACUUUCUGUGUGAUGUAAAUAUGGAAGAGACAGUCCAGAAAGAGGAGCAAGACACACAGGGUGACCCCAGUUCAGAUAUGGAUGAUUCGGUUAGAGCAGAUGCAAAUAUAGAAGAGACAAUCCAGAAAGAGAAGGAACAAGACACAAUGGGUGAUCCCUGCUCAGAAAAUAAUGACUUGGCUAGAGCAGGUAUGUCUAUUUUAAAAUCAUGUCUGCAUAAUUACACAGAAAUUAGAAUUUAUGUCCCUGGUGGGAAAUUCCCAGAAAAAGUCUAUCAAUAA
Messenger RNA from Protopterus annectens (West African lungfish), 1099 nucleotides. RefSeq lists its product as uncharacterized. The transcript is spliced from 5 exons. Bases 251 to 1099 code for a protein of 282 amino acids. NCBI's taxonomy places the organism in Eukaryota, Metazoa, Chordata, Ceratodontiformes, Protopteridae. The record is from RefSeq and is a predicted model, not a curated record.